Molecule: messenger RNA, 3054 nt
Organism: Anarrhichthys ocellatus (wolf-eel)
Lineage: Eukaryota; Metazoa; Chordata; Actinopteri; Perciformes; Anarhichadidae
Gene: nudt19
Product: nudix (nucleoside diphosphate linked moiety X)-type motif 19
Exons: 3
Coding region: 117-1343 (408 amino acids)
Cellular component (GO): mitochondrion
Molecular function (GO): hydrolase activity, acting on acid anhydrides, in phosphorus-containing anhydrides
Source: RefSeq, a predicted model, not a curated record
CAUAAGGAAGUAAACGUGGUUUAAUCUAAAGUAUAGCGGCUGUGUCCUACAGCCGGCCGAGCAACGGGUAACAACUUUCAAAAGCGUUUAGUGAAAAUUAAGGAAACAGUUUUAGGAUGAACACCACGUUGAAGCACUGGAAGGAGGCGGCCACUCUUAUUCUAGCCGCAGGUCACAAGCUCGGUGCGGACGGUUUAGCGUCAAGGACACCGCUGACAGCCGCUGCAGGUUCACCGCUGGGCAGCAGCCAUGGACGGUCACACAUGCCGCACAAAUCCAGCUGUGACUACGACGUUUUACUGCUGAAACGAAGCAGUACAAGUGGAUUCAUGCCCAAUGCGUAUGUGUUUCCCGGCGGCAUGGUGCACCCUUCGGACUUUUCGAGUGAGUGGCUGGACAUUUUCAAAUCUUUCAGCAAUUCUCCUAAUUUUGGUUUGAGAAGUGUCACUCAGCCGUUGGAGACCAGACCUCCAAUGUUCGCCACAGACCGACUGAAACUGGGCUCCCCUAUCCCGGGAGAGCUCGCCUUCCGGAUCUGCGCCCUGAGGGAGACGUUUGAGGAGUCCGGUGUGCUCCUGUUUGUGUCCAAACUGGAGGAGAAAAGUUUGUUAAGAAGCAUAGAGGGCAAGUGUACCACGGAUCGAGAAGGCCCGCUACAUCACAAAGUAAACGAUCUGUGCAGUCGUGAACUGAAGAAGUGGAGGGAUCUGGUAAACCAGAACCCAUCUAACUUCAUACAGAUGUGCAGAGAGUUGGAGGUGUUGCCCAACAUCUGGGCUUUACAGGAGUGGGGCAACUGGUUGACUCCCGCGGGCCGAUACGGUGUGAAAAGGUUUGACACGGCUUUCUUCAUCUGCUGCCUGCAGGAGAUCCCUCAGGCACUCCAAGAUGAAAAGGAAAUCGUGUCCUUUAGGUGGUCCACUCCCUCAGAGGUUCUCCAGAGCUACCAGGCACAGGAGUUGUGGAUCGCCCCUCCGCAGGUCUAUGAGCUCAGCCGCAUGUGCCGCGUCCCUUUGCUGAAUGACCUCCACAGCUUCUCCAGCCAGCGUGCCACGGAGGGCUGCGAACAGCUGCUGCCUGUUAUUUCUUUAAAAGAUGAACACUACACAGCGCUGCUGCCAGGUGACGGAUGCUACCCGAUGGCCCCUUCAGGAGAAGCCGGGGUGGGUACGAGCACAGACCCUCAGCUGGAGGAUCCUCAGGUGGAGGAUUCUGCACUGCACCGCUUUGUGACCGUAGAUCCGUACACUAUAACUCUACAGAUGACCAUCACUCCCAAGUACAAUCAUCUGCUACCUGUUUCAGAGCAGACCUUCCAUUAUGACUCAAAAAGUAGGCUUUGAUUCACCCUACCUGUUAUAUGAGCCCCACAACUCCCCUGUGCACAUACAGUGAAGCAAGACAAGUUUACUGCUUUUCAUAGGAUCAGAUGGGCCCUCUUCACAGCAGACAUUUUGCUUUGUCAUAGAAGGAAAAGCACAGAUGUAGCUAACAACAUAAUGCUUUGUUCUAUUCAUUGACUGUUCAUUUACAAGCUCGCAAAAAACUUUUUAUUCAAAGACGUAUUUCAACUCCUGUCAGCUAGUGAUUGCUCUUCUGUGGAGGAGUUGCUAGCGAGAGGAGGUUGGGUUAAAGUGAAUGGUGCAGCCGGCUCUCGGUUCUCUCAAAGGUCAGCACGGACCAUUUGUGUGGAUUAUUUUCGCCUCCUCGCCAGGAUCCUCUGAUCUCAGCGACUCCAUUUGAUUUUCCAACAAAGUUUUACUGUUUUAAAUCCUGGUGUGUCCAGGCUUUGAGCCGUGACCAUGUGACACAUGCACAAUACCAGAAAACUGAAACGGCUUAGUGGAAUUUAGCCAUAGUUGAUUUUGAUAAUAACACCUGCUGCAUUAACUACUAUGACAUGUCAAAAUGUCUUCAGUGGGAAAGGUUUAUUGUGUGCUUGUCAAUGACAGCGAAUCGUUUUCAGUACGUAUUAAAUGGACUGCAUUUUAAUUAUGAUGCUAAUUUAUUCUUUCUUCCGUGUGACUGUUGUGUCAUCAGAUCUAGAGAGAUCUGUCCCUCCACCAGCUCCCUUACUUGUUUUAUAUUUAAGUAACACAAAUUUGUAAUUGAUGAAUAAGAAGUGAUUGCUAAUGGCCUUAUUGUGCAAAGGUUUUAUUCGGACACUAAUUUCACAUCAUUUGAGGAGGCCGCUUCAGGAGGAUCAUCAUUGACAUUUGUUUUAGUGUAAGCUGCUGAGUUUUGUUUGAUUAUGGAGCUCAUUCCUUAUAAAAUAUGCUGAUUUUGUUAUGAUUGUUACAUGUGACUGUGCCCAAAAUCACAAAGGACAACACUGGCCUAGGGCUGCGAGAUAUGACCAAAAUCUAGUAAUUUCAUAUCUCAAUAACCAUCUUCAUAGCAGUUUUCUGGUAAAUUAAUAUAGCAAUAGCCCAGAUGAAAUAACCACAUGGUUUUGUAUACUGUUGUGUGAAUUAAAUACAUUGACAAAUGAAAAACACUGACUAUUUCUCUUACUUAAUUAAAACCUUUGCAAAAUAAUCAGAUUUUCUGACAUAUUUUGUAUAGUUUGUGCUUGUUAUCAUUUAGAUUAAGGAAGAGUGUUUCACAAUAUCUUGAUUCAUUACUUCAUCACAAUAUGAAUCCAUUAAAAGAUGAUAAAUUAUCAUAUUGAAAUAUCGCCUAUAGCCCUACAUUGGCCCACUCCGUGGUGAGGUAUUAAGAAUCAUGUUAUUUGUUGAAUUAAGUAAGAACUUCCUGGCCAGACCUUGACUUUAUGUUUUAUUUUGCUCCACACUUUAUUAUGAAGUAACUAUUUUAUUUUGACGAAUUUGAGCUUGUAAACCAUAGGAACUGUAAAUAUAUCACAGGGAUUUCGAGGUGUGUGUGUGUGUGUGUGUGUGUGUGUGUGUGUGUGUGUGUGUGUGUCAUCAGUUAUGGUGAUCCCUCUCAGGAGGAGUGCAUAUGUCUGGUGGAGACACUGCGGGGCUUCAACCCUUUCUCCUUUGGGUGUCUUCCCUGCUCACAGCAGUGUCCUCCAUGGCAUUUUGAUAACUC